AUGGAUGAAGCUGCAUCCAGCUUCCGCGCCCAGUUGGUCAAUCCAUCAGACUUAUUCUCAAUCCUCUUGAUUAUUGGCGGGGAUGUCAUUGGCCUUGCUCUGGCAGCCCUCUCCGGCGGCCCUAUCACCCCCGUCACCUUCUCUUUCGGAUGGGUAUCGUACGCUAUCUCGGCGCUACUCACUGCCCAUAGCGAGGACCGCCUGAUGCCUCCGAGCCCUGACUCUUCGCUCCGCGUAAUCAACCUAGCCACGGGGUAUACGCGGUUCAACCGGUCUUGGACCUUAGGGCGGGUGUUUCAGAAUUAUGAAUACUGGAUGCCGGCAGAAGUGGAACAGCGACUGCAAAACCACCCGGUCUUGUACCAGGAUGAGGAAGCCGGGAUCGCAGACACAGAGAUGCCGGGGAAGGUCACGGCAACGAUAGAAACAUACCCCAAUUCUCUCAAAUUUGUGAGCCCCCAUCAGGCGCGCCUCUGCGUCAGUGUUUACGAGUGGGCACUGGAUGGACGCCAUUCUGUGGCGAAACCUGGUUAUGACUGGGUGCAUUGGCUGGGAAUUGUCGUGACAGUGGUUCAACUAGGCAUCAGUGUGAUACCAUUUGUCAUGUACGGAGACUGGAGUAUCUUCCUGGUGACGAUGGCCGGGACCAUCCUGGCCUACGCGUCUGGCGCGUUGCCGCAGUGGCGGGAGGAGAAAUGGGCUUGUCGAACCUUAGACAAGCGCAAAGAUGUUGCAUUGACGCUUGGUAAUGGCAUGCAGCAUGUGAUCGUGGUGCUGGGGGCCAAGGGCGGGUUAGAUUUGGAAGACAUGGCUGGGGGGCAGUUGUCGUACGGCGAGGAGGGGCAGGCACGUAGGGGUCGAUUGAUGCGACUGAUGACCCCUAGGAAUACUACGCGCAUGAUGACGUUCCUGUUAGCGGUGAUGUGGCUCACGCUUCUCCUCAGCAGCACGGGGAUCCAGGAUCAUGCGUGGUAUCUACUCGCGGUGGGCGGCGCUGGCAUGGUGCAAAAUCUCAUCACGGCCGGGGCUCCGCGUCAGCCGGCGAUGUUGGGGAUACCGAUUCGAUUGGCUAUGCGUUCGAACUUGGGGAACGAAGCAAGUCCGAUACCAAUGGUGUUCGCUGAAUUCAAGGUCAUGCAUACGCUGAUGGAGCUCGAGUUGGACUUCAAGGGGGCUGGUCGAGCUCUGCUCCCAGAGUUUUUCCCCGGAGGUGGCGGCCUACAACCGUGGGAAGAAAAAUGGUGGUCCAGCAAUGAACCGGAAAUUCAACGCCAGCUACUACGGGCGGCGAAAGAAAAAGAAUUUAGCAAACAGAUGCGCAGGACGCAGGCUGGCUGA
Molecule: messenger RNA, 1338 nt
Organism: Penicillium samsonianum
Lineage: Eukaryota; Fungi; Ascomycota; Eurotiomycetes; Eurotiales; Aspergillaceae
Exons: 1
Coding region: 1-1338 (445 amino acids)
Source: RefSeq, a predicted model, not a curated record